This is a messenger RNA of Vespa crabro (European hornet), 4831 nucleotides long. It is a transcript of the gene Fancd2, whose product is annotated as Fanconi anemia group D2 protein. The record is from RefSeq and is a predicted model, not a curated record. NCBI's taxonomy places the organism in Eukaryota, Metazoa, Arthropoda, Insecta, Hymenoptera, Vespidae. Bases 522 to 4703 code for a protein of 1393 amino acids. Gene Ontology annotation, biological process: mitotic intra-S DNA damage checkpoint signaling; double-strand break repair involved in meiotic recombination; interstrand cross-link repair. Gene Ontology annotation, cellular component: nucleus; condensed chromosome. Gene Ontology annotation, molecular function: DNA polymerase binding. The transcript has 17 exons.
AAUUACAGAAAACAGGAAAAUAGACAAAAAUACAUAAUAAAUAAUACAUUUUCUUCUGUACGGAUAAGAUUGGAAGAACAAUCGCGCGCGUUUAAGUGUCACGAACGCAAUUCAUAUUUUGUCCAUACUUAUUGCUGGAAUCGUACACUAUAUACGAAAAAUGGUGAACGACCUUAACGGUCAGACAAUGUUUAAACAUGAAAUGGACAUGGCUGUAUAUAAAUGGAUAUAUAUAAAUGGACUUUCAUUAGUUUUUGGACAAACGAUGAGCGAACCAAUAAGAAUAUUUUACAAAAUUGUCCAUCUCGUAUCAAUUACUUUACGCUAAAUCUAACCGUCAGUGGUAAAAUUAUUGAUAAAAUUUGAAUGAUACUAAAACGACUAUAGCAUUAAUACCACAUAAAAUUGAAAAGAGUUUCAAGAUCACUUAUUUUUAUGUAUAAUACAGUGUAAAGUAAAAUCUAUGAUCUAUAACAAAACGUUCAUAAUAUUAAAAAAAAGACAGGAACGAUUAUAACUUUAUGACAAUGGAUAAAAGAAAGUUACGAUUAAAACCAACUUUACAUAAAAAUUUGAAUCAUACUUCGAGUCAAGGAUCAAUAAGUAAUUUAACUAAUGAAGAUAAUCUAACAAAUAAAGAAUUAACAUCACGAAAACGUAAACUACCUGUUUUAGAUAUAGUAAAAAGCAGAAGCAGGAAUGAUUCUAAUAUUUAUUUAUCGCAAAAUGAAAUAACAAAAAAAAUGAGAAGUGAAGUAAAUCUUACACAAGAAAAAACUAAACUUUCUCAAUAUGAAAACCAUUCAAAAAUAAUUGGUGUAUCAUCACAGAAAAUAACAUCAAACAUUUGCAAAACUCCUCUCAAAGCAAAAAAGACAUCUAAUGUUUCAGAAAAAGAUAAUGACAAUAUUGCUGAGGCAGAAAAAAGUAGAAAUACGCAAAAAAACAUAAGUAAUAUACAAACUACUCAAAAAACAAAAAUAUUUGUUGAUUUUCUAAAAAAAUGUGGUAUUACAUUGGUUUCUGAUGGAACAUAUAUAUUUAAUCAAGAAGUUACAAUAAUAAAACAAAAAAUGAAAGAAAAGAUACAAAGUAAAGAAUAUAAAAAACAAGAAAUUAUAAAUUCAUUGGAAGGAUACGUUGAUAAUCAAGAAAAUUUACAAAGUAUUUUGUGUGAUUUUGAAGUUUCUUCUGAUUUUAAAAGCUUUGAUCAUAUAAGUAACACAUGUAUUGUAAGAAUUUUAUUACAAGUAUCAGAACUACAACCAGAUAUAUAUGUGUACUUUCUAAAUAAGUUGAAUGAAUCUGUUCUUUUAGCUGAAUCUAUAGAAAAAAUACCUUGGGCUCGAACAUUAUUGCAGAAAUUUCGUUUUUUAGAAAUUAUUAUUGAACCAGAUGAAUUAACAAAAUGUUUGGAACAACUUCUUGAGACAUGUCCCCUAUGGUUUCAACGUGAAUUAAUUCUAUGUAUACCUGAUAUAAUAACAGAAGUACAACAUCAACCUAUUGCUGAAAUUCUUAAUAAAUUAAUGGAUGAUAAUAAUGAAUUAAUAGAUGCAGUACUAGACUGUAUUAAUAAUUUGACACUUGGAAGAGAAUAUUUGAAUGAUUAUAAACAGAAAGUACUAGAAAUGUUAAAUAAACAUUUAAAAACAAACGUUAUACCUGCCAUUACUAAAUUUAUUCUCAGUGAUUGCACAACAAUGGAGGCAUACAAGAAGAUAUUAUGUGUAUUACGUAAUCUUGAUAUGCAGCCUCUUCAUGGUGAACAACAUGAAGAUUGUUAUAAAAAUCAAAUGAUUAUGAUCCAAAAUAUAAAAAUGAGUAUUCUACUCUCUAAGAAUAUGGUAUGUGCAUCAUUGAUGAUCAUAAAAAAAGUUAUCAAGGAUCCAAAACCAAUGGAUAUCAUAUUACUACUUCUUAUAUCAUCUACUGGAUCAUCUAGAAGAAAAAGUGUUGAUGCUAUUCUAAAACAACAUGUGCGAUCUGGAUUUUACAGAUUAAGUUUACUUCAACUUUUAUAUAAUAAUUAUAAGGAGGUUGUACGACAUUUACAAUCAUCUGUAAUACAAUUAGCAAGCAAUUUGUUGAAAGUGGAAGAAAGAAUUUAUGUGGAUUUUGCAAUUGAAUGGUUUCGAUUACAAUUUCUUAGUCAAAAAGAUACUGUUCAUAAGCAACGUGAAAUUAUAGAAAAAAUCAUUUUACUUAUGGGUAAUAAUGAUCAGACAGCAAAGAAUGCCCUUAAAGUAUUGUGUAAAAUGGCCAUGGGAACAGAAGAAAAGGAGUAUCUAUAUGCACACUGCAAUCAUUUAAGAAUUCUAUUAGAAAAAAUAGAUCAUUUUGAUAUCGAAGAAGUUGGCACAUUAAAUGACUUAUUGCACAGUUUAUGUACGAGUACGCUGGCAGAAUCUUUACGUGAUGAUUUAUUUAUAGUUUUACAAAAGCAACUUUCUGCUAUAAAACCACUAAUAAAAUGCAAAGGAGUUCUUGGAGCUGUCAUGGCAAUAAAACAUUUGGCAUGUAAACCAGACACUCAUACAUCUGCUCGUAAUUUAUUCAAAAAAGUUCUUACUGCAGUGAAAUCAUGUCCACGUUCACAAGCAUUAUUUUACGAUCAACUGGCACAAGUUAUUUCACAAACCAAAAAUAUCCAUGAAGAAUUUCUUCGAUGCGUGACUAUUUAUAUACAAGAUGAAUUAAUCAACACAUACAUGGUUAAUAAAUUGGAUUAUAACGGGGAACUUAUACCUAAAUUUGGUUUAAAUAAUGUAGAAGAUGAGCCACAGAACUUGGUUUUAAAUUUUAGUAGUAGAAAGUAUGGAGCUAUUGUGCCUAUUACAUUUAGAUUAUUAAAAACUUGUUGUAUGAAACUUAGUGAAAAUGGAGAUUUGGAAGAUAUAGAUUCUUUAUUAGGAUGUUCCAUUUUAAUGCCAGAAAAUUUUGAUAUACCAGAGCCUUUUAUAAUAGAUCUUGUAGUAUCCUGUAUUAAUUGGUUUAGAGAAGUUAUUAGUGGCUUUGUAACCCAAUCACAAUCUUUAUUACAAAAACAAGUAUUAACACGAUUAAACGAUUUAAUGCUUUUACAAGGAGAGUUAAGUACAAUGUUAUCUCUAUGUGAUCCAAAAUAUCAACCAUCACCAUGCUAUUUUCAUUAUUUCCCACCUCCACCUUUUUUGAAAGUUGAAAAAACUAUAAGAAAGAAAGGAAAAAAGAAAUCCUUAGAAAAAAGUGUAAAUACAUGUAGUCAAGAAAGUUGGGAAAUCGGUUCUAUAUUGUGCUCUAAAAAUCCAGCAUAUUUUAGAAAACUCGAUGCAAAAAUAAUACAUUUGUUAGAUUUUAAAUUAGAUUUAAAUGCAUCACCAACAACACAAAGUAUUUCAAUAUCCCAAGUAUGUUUUAUUGUUAAAGAACUUCUGGGAAUGUUUGAAAAUGAUCUUAAUGAAACAUUUUUGAAAGAUAUUAUAUAUUUAUUGCCAAAGAUAUGUGGAAAAUUACAAGAGAUUGUUAUCGAACUGAGAGAAGAAGAUGCUGAUGAAAAAAGAGAAGGGGCAAGAUUGAUAUUAUGCCUUUUAGCAACAGUUUUUAAUUGGAAAGAAUUUCACAGUGCUAUUUAUAACCCAAUGCUUCGUGAGGGAUUACGAAUAUUAGCAAGUCAACAAAAUGACACAAAUGCAAUGCUUAGAUCUUGCAAAGAACUUGUUACUGAGUCAUGUAAAUAUAUUGAAUCUUUAUCUGAUAUAGCCACACGAAUAUCGAUCAGCGUUGCUCUUAUUACAAUGUAUCAGUCAGUAAUGAAACAUUCAGAAAGUUAUAUGCAGCAGCAUAAAGAUAAAAAUGCAAAAAUGGCAUUGGGUUUUUUAUCUUUGGACUGGUCUAAAGAUAAACAAGCAGGUACUUCAUAUAAAGUUGCUGUUAAUACUCUUAUAAAAAGUUGGAUUGAUUAUGAAUUAUCACCUCUUGAUACAAUAACUAUGUUAUUGGAAUGGCUACCAAGUGAAGUUAUAAAAUUGGAAAAGUCUCACAAUUACUUAGAUAGAUUACCAUCAAUAAAUAGAAAUAAUUUCCACUUGCUAUAUAAAAAGAUAUUUGAUGGUAUGAUUAAAGGUGUAAAAAUAUCUUUAUCAGCAGCUAAUAGAGAUCCUAAAAGAGUAGAAAUAUGGUUAAAUGUUGCAACAAAUGUUCAAAAAAUGGUUCACAUAUGUAAAACAUUGAAUACAAAAACUAAUAUACUUAUCUUCUUACGAUGUAUGCCUACACUUUUACGAUUGUUCUUAAAUUCUGGUAUACCAAUUUUAGAACAUAAUUUAAAAUAUCAAUCAGAAGAUAUAACUAAAUUAGUAAAAUUAAUGCAAGUCGGUACAAGAUAUUUACAUGCGGUAUGUUGCGAUGGGAUGGAGAAAAAAGACAUGAUCUUAACAAAACAUAUACCUGCAGCUAAAUCUGUACUUGAAAGAUUAGUCUAUAGCGUCAAAGGAAUGCUUGUACUCAACAACAGUUCUACUGCAUUUUGGAUGGGAAAUCUUUUAAACAAAAAUUUAGAGGGUCAAGAAAUACUUUCGCAGACAUCAUCUGAAGAAACAUCAUUACCAAGUAUUGAUACAAUUACACAUGAAGCAUCAAAUAUAUCAUCAGAGAUAUUAGAUAGUGAUUCAAAUGAGGAAGAGAAGUCUAUGGAAAAUAUGGAAGAUGAUGAAGAGUUAUAAGUGUCACAUUUUAUAAAAAUGUGACUGAUUAUUAAAGUGAAUUCCUCUAAUUAGUAAUUAAAGUACUGUUAAAUGAUUGCCGCUUCCAUGAAAAAUCCGGCAUAAGAGUUUCUUCUACAAAGGUCAUU